Molecule: messenger RNA, 1356 nt
Organism: Thelazia callipaeda (thelaziosis nematode)
Lineage: Eukaryota; Metazoa; Nematoda; Chromadorea; Rhabditida; Thelaziidae
Source: the annotation of a GenBank genome assembly
AUGUAUAGGAAAAACUUCUGUAGGAAAUGUGAUAUUGAUCAAAAGCAGCUGAAAACAUUCCCAACAAAUUUCCUUUAUCAUAAUAGAAAUGUGGAUAAUCCAUCACGAAGUAUACCUGAUUUGGGUACUGUACGGCGUGAAAUUAAUGAAGCAAUUAAUAUAUGGGAAAGUGUGCUACCAAUAAAAUUUCAUGAAGUACGAUCAGAAGCAGAAGCAGACGUAAAAAUUAAAUUUGCAAUUGGUGAUCAUGGUGAUCCAUAUCCUUUUGAUGGAAGUGGUAGGAUUCUAGCACAUGCAUUUCCACCUGGCAGUGGCAUCGGUGGAGAUAUCCAUUUAGAUGAUGAUGAACGUUGGACUGUAUCACUUACGGGUGACCCAUACCACUACCAAGUGAGUCUUCGUUCAAUAGUAACACAUGAAUUUGGCCAUAGCAUGGGCUUAUCACAUUCUCAUGAUGAAGACAGUGUUAUGUAUGCUUUUUAUCAGUACGAUUUAGUGCCAAAGCUUUCCUACGAUGAUUUACUAGCUGUUCAUACUCUCUAUGGUGUGACCAUUGAUCAUCAGCGUACAUCGACAACCACAGAGAUGCCGCCAAUUCUACCAGAAGUACCAGAUAAAGAAUCUUCAGAUAGAUAUGAUACAACUGUUCACCCUGAUACCAAUCCUUGGCAACCUUUUCUUAAACCAGACCCUUGCAAUUCUGAAUAUGAUGCAGUCGCUUCAAUACGACACGAGAUUUUUGUUUUUAAAAAUGAGUGGUUUUGGCGUGUACACCAGGAUGGCACUCUCAGUCAAAGUCCACAUUUAAUAACUUCUCUGUGGAAAGAAGCUAAAUGGCCUGUUGAUGCUGCAGUAGAAAGCAACCAUCAGAUAUUUCUGUUCGCUGGUAAAGAUAUUUACAUAUUCAAUGGUCGUAAACUUGUAUCCAAGAAAAAACUCACCGACUUGGGUUUACCUGCAUCAAUUCAGCGUAUCCGCUUGGUUUACACGUGGAAUUAUUGGUCAGAACGACCAAUGUACAUAUGGACCAAAGACGAAUUUUGGAGGGUUGAUAAAAAAUCAGGAAAAGUCGAAAUAGGCUAUCCACGAAAAAUUGCCACAACCUGGCAUGGUAUACCUGACCAGGCCAGCGCUGCUGUUACCUACAAUGAUGAUUUGUACUUUUUUGGCGAGAAUAAUGUCUACAAAUUUCACACCAUUAAUAUGACAUCAGCCCCACCAAUCAGUAUAUCAGAGUUAUGGCGCUUUUGUCCCCUCGCUAUGCAAAUUUCAUCCGGUGUGAAUGUUAACACUUCAUUUGACCCACAAUUUACGCUAUUCUCCUUACUACUUUUUAUAUUUAUCAUUCUCGAUUAA